CAGUACUUUCCGGAUGCUAAUGAGGCCGAGUCCUGGAUGAGGGAGAAGGAGCCCAUCGUUGGAAGUCCAGACUAAGGGACAGACGAGGACUUGGCCGAGGCUCUCCUGAAGAAGCACGAGGCCCUGAUGUCGGACCUGUCGGCUUACGGCAGCAGCAUCCAGGCCCUGAAGGAGCAGGCCCAGUCCUGCAGGGACCUGAAGGCCAACGAGUCCCGCCUGAGGGACAUCAACAAGGUGGCAUCUGAACUGGAGUCAGAAGGUCUGAUGGCUGAGGAGGCUCCUAUGGUUCAGGCUCAGCAACAAGAACAUCUGGGUUCUGCUCCUGGAAAGGAUGAAGCCGACUCUAACACGGCGUCACCCUGGAAGGUGAGUUCAUUCAGCUGAUCAGAGGUCACCUCUGAUGGCCGCAGUCACGGCCGACCGUGCUGACAUCACACAGGAAUUCAGGUGACCCAGCAGGCACCAGGUGCUGGUGAAAGUGGGGACAUGUCAGCUGGUUGCCAUGGCUACAGUUAUCUUUAUGCAUCUGUAUGACUGCUGACUGGUGUGUGUUUCCUGCGACCUUUGACCUCAGACCGUACGGUUGGGCGUUCAGACGACGGCUAACUUUAAUUCCAUCAAGGUAAGAGGAAGCUCUUCCCUUCCUGUCUGAGCGAUCCGUCUCCAGGUUUCCUCAUCCGGCGUCCAGCCCGCUGGCGUCCACCUUCAUCUCACCUUCAUCUCAUCUCACUUCAUUUAUAGUGCAAUACUUUCACAUUAUCAUUUUCCCACACUUCUGUAUACCUGUAUUUUGUUGUUUUUCAAUAAAGAAUGACAAAUUA
Messenger RNA from Nothobranchius furzeri (turquoise killifish), 821 nucleotides. The record is from RefSeq and is a predicted model, not a curated record. NCBI's taxonomy places the organism in Eukaryota, Metazoa, Chordata, Actinopteri, Cyprinodontiformes, Nothobranchiidae.